Messenger RNA from Schistosoma mattheei, 1221 nucleotides. The record is from the annotation of a GenBank genome assembly. Lineage: Eukaryota; Metazoa; Platyhelminthes; Trematoda; Strigeidida; Schistosomatidae.
AUGGAAUGUUUAAUUGAUUGGUGGGUAUCUGUGUUCACCAGUAAACCCGGUGCACGUUAUCCAAGUCUUAGUGACAUGUCCGCUCGAGCCAGAAAACAAAAAGCUGCGGAAUCUGAGAAAAACGAAAGUAGUCCGACAUCGUUCUCUCGAUCCGUUACGAUUGAACGCAGCCAUACAUCAUCAAGUGGGAGUCCUCGCAAAAGUUAUUCUCGCAGUGAAAGAUCUAGUAGCCCUUUGACUAUUAGUCGAUCUGAAGAAAAAGAUGAACUUGCCCAUCUGAAUGAUCGCCUUGCGGGCUACAUCGACUACGUUCGAAAACUGGAGCUUGAUAAACAAAAGCUUACUAGACGUAUACAGACCGUUACAGAAGAACGAAUGAGUAAAGUUGAGGAAGCCAGGAAAACAUAUGAAGAUGAGAUUACAGCCUUAAGAAAUUUGGUUGAUGAUCUGGCUAAACAAAAGUCAAAAGCCGAGCUAGAUUCCAAGCAAAUGAGAGAUGAGUUGAACGACGUAAAGAUGAAGGCGAACAAACGAGAUCAAGAGAAUCGUAAUUUACAGAGAAAGAUAGAAAAUCUUGAAAGGGAACUGAGUAAAUAUAAACAAGAUCAUGAUGCUUACCAGCCUCUUCUUAGUGACUACCAUGUUUUAGAAAAACGGUUCGAAGAAAUGAAACGAGACCUUGAGGCCGAGACACUACUUCGGACUGAUUUGGAAAACAAAAUCCUCGGUCUUAAAGAGCAGUUAGAUUUCCGUUCUCGGUUAUUCGAUGAAGAACGUGAAAAGUUAGUUGAACGCAGUUUAUACAUUGAAGAAGAGGUCGAAGGACGCAAACAAGCUGAAUACGAAAGUCGAUUAACAGAGGAGCUAAGAUCAAUUAGAGACCAAACCGCUUCUGAAUUAGAAGAGUACAAAAUACAAAUGGAAGAAACGUUUGAGAGCAAACUGGGACAGUUGAAGUCAUCAGCUAAUUUUAGUGCAGAAGAUGCUAGUCGCCAGCGAUCUGAGCUGUUGAUAGCUCGCAAACGUGCUGAUGAACUUUCCCACGAUUUAUCCAAGAAAAUCGCUGAGCUGGAAUUGCUUCAACGACGAGUAGCAGAUCUUGAGCGGCAGUUAACUGAUGAACGGAAAGAUUUUGAAUCGCAACUUCUUUUCCAACGCCAAGAAGUAAACAGAUUAAAGAAGAAUUGGAAGAAAGUUUCCGUGAAUUUACCGACCUCAUGA